AUGAGUUGGGACACUCCAGCUCAGUCCGCAGGUGCCCCAAGUUGGGAUGGUGGUGCUGCUGGUAACGGCGCAGGCUGGAACGACAACACUGUUGGCAACGGAGCUGCCGGUUUCACUGAUUCCUCCGGUGGUCCAGCCACUGAUGGUGCCGGCUUCGGGGAUGACGGCAAUGAGAACUUCGCCCAAGAUGCUUCCGGAGGUGCAUGCCGCAACUGUGGUCAAGAUGGCCAUUUCGCGCGUGAUUGCCCUGAGCCCAAGAAGAUGGGUGCUUGUUUCAACUGUGGUGAAGAAGGCCAUUCCAAGUCCGACUGCCCGAAUCCGCGCAAGUUCAAGGGUGAAUGCCGCAACUGCGGUCAGGAAGGCCAUCGCAUCGAUGACUGUCCUACCUAUGUGGCGAAGUGCAAGAACUGCGAGCAGGAGGGCCACACAGCCAUGGAAUGCAAGAACCCCAAAGUCAUGAACAAUGCCCAUGUUGCCGAGAUGUCUGAGGAUGAAGCUUGGGAGUCGCUCAAGAAGGCCAGCGAUGAGCGUGAUAUUGGUGACUUCAAGGAGGCCGUGCAGGUCUUGUCCAAGGUUGCUCCCGAUUACACCUACCCUCGUCUUGAGAAACAGUUCCGCAAGCGUGGCUUCAACAUCUACCUGAUUGCAAUGGAAAAGGAUCAUGGCCCUACCUGGACCAAUGUCAACCUUCAAGGAGAAAUCGGCAAGAAGUAUGCUGUCAGCUACUUCAAGUCCGACAAAGCUCAACGCCCUGCACUCGUCGCCAAGUGGCCUGCAACUCCCGAGGAAAACCUCGCCCGGCUGUCCGACGCUGGUACUCCCCUCGAUCGUGGUGUCGACAUGUGCAAGAACUGUGGGGAAGUCGGUCACAAGAGCAAGGCUUGCCCUCAAGACAAGAUGGAGAAGGAGCAGCCCAAAGUCAUGUGCCACCUCUGUGGAGAGGAGGGUCAUCGUGUUCGUGACUGUACUCAGGAGCGCAAGAAGCCCAGCCGUGCUUGCAAGAUCUGUGAGGCAGAAGACCACUUGGCCAAAGAUUGUCCCAACCGUGAGAAGCGCACUUGUCGCAACUGUGGCGAGGAGGAUCACAUCUCCAAGGACUGUCCCAAUCCACGCAAGCAGACCUGCCACAACUGUGGUGAGGAAGGUCAUGUCUCCCGAGAGUGCGAGCAACCACGCAAGAAGAUCAACUGGGCUGAAGUCACCUGCAGCGUCUGCCAGCAGAAGGGUCAUGGUCGCGGUAGAUGCCCUCAAGCUCAAGCCGACAACGGCGGCCAAGAGAAUAAGGCUCCAGAUACCGACGCGGGCAAUGGCGGUGGUUGGGAGAGCAACGAUACCGGUGGUUCUGCACAGGCUGGCUGGGAGCAAGGCGGUGGCAGUGGCGGUGGUGGCUUUGAUGCUGUCCCUGCUACGACCUCAGGCGGCGGCUGGUAA
Exophiala spinifera is the source of this 1431-nucleotide messenger RNA. RefSeq lists its product as uncharacterized. Gene Ontology annotation, biological process: positive regulation of cytoplasmic translation. Lineage: Eukaryota; Fungi; Ascomycota; Eurotiomycetes; Chaetothyriales; Herpotrichiellaceae. The transcript has 9 exons. Bases 1 to 1431 code for a protein of 476 amino acids. Gene Ontology annotation, cellular component: cytoplasm. The record is from RefSeq and is a predicted model, not a curated record. Gene Ontology annotation, molecular function: translation regulator activity; zinc ion binding; single-stranded RNA binding.